AGCAUGAUAGCGGUGAAAAGCAGAUGUCUGUAAAAUAUUCCAAACAUAUAAAUUGGCAUCACUGGAGUCCCUCUCUGUCGUUGCAAUAAAAGAGCAUAAAAGCAUAAACAUUAUUUUCAUUUUAAUUAUUUACGGCUGUUGGAAUCAUUUCUCUGCCUUCCCUUAGUAUCCGUUUUGGCAACUGUUAUAAUUUUUGUUUAAACUUCAAGUAUUAAAUACCAAAAUGUCCAACGAAUAUGACAUGUUUGAAAAUUUGAAUAGCUAUUUAAACAAAAGUGAUAACUUUGAUAUCCCGGAAGAAAAACUAGAAAACAUCUUCACAGAGGCAGACUCAGAACCAAUUGAGCAGUCGAUGCCGUUUAAGAAGAAGCCUUUGCUUAGUGUGAAAAACGAUGAUGAGAGUAUUCCGGCUAAAAGAAAACCCACAGAAAUAGAAGCAACUGAGGAUGAAGGUAGCUGUGGGAUUACACCAGCUUCCAGUUCUUCCACCGAGUGUCCGGUUCCCAUACAUUUGGACGAUGAUCUAGACCGCCAAAUGAAAGAAAUUGAAAAACAAUACCAUCUAAUAUUCAAUCAAAACAGUACGUUCACAAAAGAUGACGAGCGUUAUUUCAAUUCGUUAAAAAAGCGUUAUAAUGCUCUUGUAAAGCAAUAUUCAAGACCAGUUCGAAGGAGCUCUAGAAGAGCGGGAACAUCAGUAUUUUGUCAAGAGAUGGAAUCGCUGAAGGAAAUUUUUUUUAACGUUUGUAUGAAUUACAAUUUGAUCCAACCACUAGCAGAGGUGCCAAGCCGCCGACCCCGAAACACAAGACGUGAACCUGAGCUUAUAAAUCUUGUUGACAGUCCGAAUUUGAUUCUACCGGGAGUAGUCAAUUUAGACUCGGAUGAAGACAUUGAAACUACUGCUUUAAAAAAAGCCAAUUUAUCUUUCGAAGCUGAAAAUUACGAAUUAUCCAUUAAAAUUAAAUGGGAAGGCAAUAUCAAAAGAUUUACACAUCGCAAGUUCCAAAAAUUCAGUGAAAUUAUUACACAACUGGCAGUUGAAGCUGAAACCGAUGUGGGUUCUGUUGUUCUAGAUCUCAACGACCGGAUAAUCGAUCCUAAUGAUACUCCUGAUUCGAUUGGUUACAGAAUAAACCAGUUUAUAAAUGGACGGGUUGUAGAAAAAAAACUGGUAGAUACAUUUGCGAAGAAACAAAAGUCCACCGCAAUCAACUCCACCGGUAAAAACUCAAUCAAAAUUAAAGUUCAGUCUGACCAGUUCAAGCAUUCAUUGGAGUUGUCUAUUGAAAAAGAUCAAAACAUAAAGAUAGUUAUAAUAAAAUGUGCGGAAGAGCUAAAGUGCAAUCCGGACAAAAUAAGACUGAGUUUUGAUGGAGAAGUUUUGGAUACAAAUGCUACUGCUUCUGAUUUGGAUCUGGAGGGCGGUGAGGUGUUGGAUUUACAGUUCGUGAAGUGCAACAUUGAAGCUGUCGGAAACAAUAGUCAGUAUGGUUUCAUAGCUGUGGACUGUGAGAGAACUGCUCUUACAAACGCAAUUCCUACUGGUUUACCGAUCAUUUCCUACACGCACCGAGCCAGUGGAUUUCAAAUGGUUCCUGAUCUUUCGUCGUUGAGCGUCACUAUUCGAAGAUUAGAUUUUUCCAACAAUGCUAUAAGAAUAAUACCGGAAAAAUCCUUCGCUGCCGUUGGAGAAUAUAUCACCGAACUGCGUCUGGCAAACAACCUUCUUGGGGACAAUUUGAAUCCAAUCUUCUCAACAACAGAGUUGCAGUCGUUGACUAACCUCAAAAGUCUUGAUCUAUCGUACAAUCAGCUCAUGGCUCUCGAUGAAGGAAUAUUCGUAGGCUGUCGAAAACUUCAAGAGAUUCUGUUGGAUGGCAACAAAAUAUCAUCGGUUUUAACAACAUCUUUCAAGGAUUUACCAGCACUAAAAAUGAUUUCUCUAAGAAACAACCUCAUCGAUAAUAUAUCUGGAGAUUCUUUCAACUUCGCCAACAAAUUGGAAAGAAUCGAUUUGCGUUUCAACAGAUUACAUAGUUUGAAAUCGAACAUCUUCGCAAAUCUGCAAUCAAUGAAGGAACUUCUUUUAGCAGGAAACCUUAUCACCAAUGUGGAUGAACGUGCUUUUAUGGGUGCUGACAUGAUCCAGAAACUAGAUUUAUCUGAUAAUUUGAUAAGCGAUUUUCCUACAGCUGCUUUGAGUUCCAUACAAUCGCUUAAGGUGUUGAAUCUAUCUCUCAAUAAUGUAGAGAAAUUGGAAGCCAAACAUUUACAGCCCUUAAAGAAUUUGCAAAUUCUGGACAUAAGUAGAAACGUGAUCGCGUCUAUUCUUCCUGGUACAUUCCGUGAACAAAUGCUUCUGAAGUAUUUAGAUCUGAGUCUUAAUUCUCUAAGAACAAUCGAAGAUGAUGCAUUCGAAGGGCUUGAUAACCUUCAAACUUUGAUUUUGCGAGAUAAUAACAUUCUUUUGAUUCCCGGCAGCGCUCUCGGAAGGCUUCCAAGAUUAUCCAAUCUAUAUCUGGAUUUCAAUCGCGUCGCUGCGCUCUCUUCGAAUAUUUUAAAAUCCAUUCAACCAGAAAACAUCAGAUAUUUGUCGCUAUCACGAAACGUCAUUCGAGAAUUGCCAUCCAACAGCUUUACAUCUUUCAAAAAGCUAAUUUAUCUAGAUAUUUCUGGUAAUAGUUUGGGUGUCAUAAAUGAAGACACAUUCACUGGACUGGAGAGUACCGUGCUCGAGAUCAAAAUGUCCUACAACAAAAUUGCAUCUUUCAGAAAGAUAGUGCUGCCAAAGUUACGAAGGCUGGACAUUAGCUUUAACAGCAUUGACGACCUAGCUAUAGAUGCCUUUCACGGAUUAGGAAAUCUGCUUUACUUAAAUAUGAGCGGAAAUGAGCAUGUGUCACAAAUAACGAGAACGAUGGUGUACCCAAUGACCAAACUACAAGUGAUUGACGUCAGCAAUUGUGGCUUGAAAACUAUUCAGCCAGAUCUAUUCCAUAACAAUACUGAGCUAAGAAUUAUUUUAUUGGCCCACAAUCAUCUGAAAAACCUGGAAGAAAACACAUUUAUGAGCUUGAAUAAUCUUUUUAGUGUCGAUCUUUCACAUAACGACAUAGCGACGAUCAAACCUCGCACAUUUAUCAACACAAUCAAUUUAAGAACACUGAAUCUGGCAGGUAACAAACUGGUCGAAUUUAAGGCAGAUGUUUUUAACAGUGAAACAGCUAUGGAAAAUUUGGACCUUUCGCACAAUCAAAUUAACACCUUUGCUCCAAGUUCUUUUAAAAUUCAUCCUCGAUUACGUAAGAUAAUUCUAUCUGACAAUAAAAUCCAGCAUUUUGAUGCGGAUCUGAUCAAUAUGCUAGAUUACUUGGAAGUGAUUGAUUUAAAAAAUAAUCAACUCACUUCCAUCGAUCAGCUUGACUUCGCACGUUUUAUGAACCUUAGAGAGUUGUAUUUUGCCCAAAAUCAACUGGAAACAGUAAAUGAUAUGGCAUUUCACAAUUCAACCCAAUUGCAGAUCAUCGAUCUUAGCAACAAUAAUUUGGAACGUUUGACGGAACGUGUAUUCGAAGGUUUGACAAGACUUGAAAAAUUAGAUCUUGGAAGUAACCCUCUGUCGGAGCUUCCUGAAGGAAUAUUCGAUAAAAGCAGAGUCCAAAAAAUCGAGAAUCUCAUUCUGAGCAACAAUAGUUUCCGAUAUGUCCCAUUUGUCGCAUUGAAAGACCAACAAGAUAGUCUCUAUUCAUUAGAUAUGAGUUUUAAUAAAUUAAAAGAUAUUUCGACUACAAAUUCGUUUAUGGUUAUGGUCAAUGUCAAAGACAUUGAUUUUUCGCAUAACCCGCUAUCACAACAAGCUGUUAAAACAUUGCUCGAGCAACCAAAAACUGUUCGAAGGCUUAAUUUGGCAAACACUGGAAUUGACCGUUUGCCAGUUUUAGAAACACCGUAUCUACAAAGUUUGAAUUUAUCAUCGAACAAUAUAAGUUCUAUUGGCGAGCGAGUGUUUGACAAAACCACGUUAUUAGAGUCGCUUGAUCUAUCUUUCAACAAACUGGAGGACUUGGAAAUAAUGAAAAAUGUUUGGCCAACACUUGGUUUAUUAAACUAUCUGGACAUUUCAAUGAAUCCCAUUAAAGCACUGAUGGCACAUGUGUUUGAUUCAUUAAAAAGAUUACGAACACUAAAAAUUCACAAUUUGGACGAAAUAACUCGUUUGGAGAAAAAUGCCUUCAAGCCCUUGAGCAGUUUGUCAGUUUUAGAAGCCUUCAACUUUGCUAAAUUGGGAUACAUAGAUGUAAAAGGAAUACUAGAGGAAUUACCUUCAUUAGCUUCCAUAGAUAUAGAGGUAAAAGAUUCGGUUUUAGAAUCAGAUCAACUGGACGUUAUCGAGCAUCCAAAGCUUACUCACCUAGGACUUUACGGUUAUAUGCUGCAAAGUUUGUCAUCGGGUAGUUUCGCUGGUUUGCGGAACAAAGUUCUAAGCGUUAGUUUGCAGAAUACAUCACUAACAUCUCUGCCUCCAGCUUUAUUGUUACCUCUGCCUCGAUCUUCUUCUAUAGAUUUAGACAUCUCAGGGUCGAGGAUCUCAACUUUGACACAGCCAUUUUUAGGUUCACUGGAUGAUCGCAAGAAUAGUCUCACGAUAACGGGGCUCAGUGAAAACCCUAUAAAGUGUGAUUGCCACGCUAGAGCAUUCCGAAGAUGGAUCAUGGCAGCUAAAAUAACAGGAGUGCGAUGUUUCGCACCGGAAAACAUUCAAGGGAGACUUUUGGUAGAAGUCGGAGAUAAUGAACUGGUUUGUGAUCAAAAGAAAUCUACCACAGUAGUUACAACCACACGAACAUCCACUAUAACAUUUACCAACUACACAUCAGGGUUCACACAGGUCAUAACUAAAGCAACUCCGACAACCGAGCAGGACAUUAUUUGGAGUGUGGCUCCCACAUCAAAGGCCAAGUCGAAGACCAAGAUACCUCCGACAAAACAAAUGCCCAUUACUAACGAUGAUAUGUUGGUGAUAGGUAUCGUAGCUGGAGUGAUUGCUUUUAUAGUCGUUCUUGUUAUAAUUAUUUGCAUGUGCAGGUUGCGUAUGAAUAGCGAUCCUUAUCAAGGUCCACCGAUUGGGCUUUCGUCGAUGCAUCCCAAUGGCGUGCCAGUAAGCUAUAAAAGUGGCAAAGGUGCUCCCAUUUAUCCCAUGGUAGCUCCAUAUGGACAAAAUUAUGCAACUUUACCGUACAAACAAAAUGCAUCUCCAGAGCAACAACCUCGACCUAAUUAUUCCACUAUUGGUCGAAUUCCUUAUCAGUAUCAGAAUCAACAUAUGAUGCCACCUCCAUCUCAUCAUUCAGCAGCUUCUUUGCAUUCAGUUCAUUCUGGUCAAAGUCCAUACAUGGCAUAUCAAGACGAUAAGGCCUACCGAUAGUUUAAAAUUCCCUUGUUUUUAUUUUAUUUUCUAAUGAGAUUUUCUUUUAGUCCAUAAUUUAUUUUUAACUUCUAAGUACAAUUCUUUUCUAAUUAUUUUUUUAACUUAACGUUGACUUGAAAAAAAAAACUGCCAAAUCUUGUCACUGUUACUGAUAAAUCUUAUGCCGAGUUUUGUGACAUAAGAGAGAAAAUAAAAAUGCUCAACCCUAUUUUGUAAGUUUGUAAAUCUAAAUAAAGAACCAGUGAGAAGGAAUGAGUCAUUCAGUGUGCUGACACUGCAUGAUAAAUGAUAAUAAAUGCUGGACGUUUAAUUUGUUAAUGGACGUUCUCGUUUAUAAAAAUAAAUAAUUAAAAAAUAA
Messenger RNA from Uranotaenia lowii, 5789 nucleotides. RefSeq names its product chaoptin. Gene Ontology annotation, molecular function: protein binding. NCBI's taxonomy places the organism in Eukaryota, Metazoa, Arthropoda, Insecta, Diptera, Culicidae. The transcript has 8 exons. Bases 224 to 5428 code for a protein of 1734 amino acids. The record is from RefSeq and is a predicted model, not a curated record.